Suillus subaureus is the source of this 828-nucleotide messenger RNA. RefSeq lists its product as uncharacterized. The transcript is spliced from 9 exons. Bases 1 to 828 code for a protein of 275 amino acids. Lineage: Eukaryota; Fungi; Basidiomycota; Agaricomycetes; Boletales; Suillaceae. The record is from RefSeq and is a predicted model, not a curated record.
AUGGUUGGUCACUUGGUUGAAGCAGGAGAAACAAUGGAAUAUGGCAAGAACCAUGAAGGCUACUGGUGUGGUGAGAAUUUCUGCACUCAGCUUACUGAGAAAAUCAUCCCCACAUUUGAGCAUGCUUGCUGUCCCAGAUAUCAAGCACUAUUUCUCAUUGACAACUCUCAAGGACAUUCUGCAUAUGCUGAGGAUGCUCUUCUUGGUGGAAACAGGCCAACAUGUGGAAUGGGUAGUUUAUCCAAGAUGGCAUUUGAGUUGAGCAGGAAAUGUCAUUCCCACUUGACCAUCUGGAACAUCCUGGUGAACCAAAGGACCACCUGGUUAUGGGAGCAUCAGACUCACAGGUGGUUGGAUGCCUAUCAGUCAGGGCUCGGGACAAAAGAUGCACAGCUGAAGGUCCAGCAAUUCAGUUUGACCAAGUUCCGGAGACUGCAGCACAACUUUUUGACUGACUUUUUGUUUGUCUCAUCAAAAGGAACAUUUUUACAGCAGGACAUUAGCACACAAUUGGUGGCACCUAAUGUCAAGCGCAAACUCAUAGAUGCUGAGGAUGACAUUACUGAUGAUGACUUGAUUGAGGACACUCUAAUUGAGGACAACCUCAUGAUUGAGGAUGGCCUUGUCGACAAAGACUUGCCCUCCUCCAAAAUCAAGUUUGUGGCUCACAUCAAGCCUGUGGUCAAGACUGAGUACAAACCAGUGUCCUUGCAGUUGACUUCUACAGUAACCAGCAUUGGCGUCAAAUAUAAUGCCCCCCCCUGCAGCAAAGCAGCUGAAGUCUUCUCACAGUGUGUCCAGCAUCCCAAGUACCAUUGUCCUGCAUGA